Messenger RNA from Prunus mume (Japanese apricot), 936 nucleotides. Lineage: Eukaryota; Viridiplantae; Streptophyta; Magnoliopsida; Rosales; Rosaceae. The record is from RefSeq and is a predicted model, not a curated record.
AUGACUACCGCUUUGCGGGGGAGGCGUAGUGCAGAAAGUUCAGAAAUCAAAAGGGUGAAAGAACUCGGAGCAAAAGAGUGCAUGGGUGGCCCAGACCCGGCAGAAGCUGAGUGUUGGAUUACUGAUGUGGAGCGGAUCUUUGAGGUACUGGAGUGCCCAGAUGAAGAUAGAGUCCGUUUGGCUACCUUUCUACUUAAAGGGAAUGCUUAUCAUUGGUGGAAAGCUGCAAAAAGGGGUUAUGAGAAUCCAGCUGCUAUUACCUGGGAGGAAUUCCAAAGAAUCUUUUCCGAUCAAUUCUAUCCACAUUCCUAUCGCUAUGCCAAAAAGACAGAGUUCUUAUAUUUGAAGCAAGGAUCAAUGUCAGUGGCCGAAUAUGAACACAAGUUUAAUGAACUGUCAAGGUUUGCACCAGAAUUAGUGGCUACUGAAGAGGAUCGGUGCAGACGCUUUGAAGGCUGUUUGUGGUGGGAGAUUCAGACCGUGGUCACUGCCAGCACGUAUCCCAACAUGAGAGCUUUGGCUCAAGCUGCUGACAGAGUAUCUAGGACAUGUGCUAUAGGUACAGGAAGACGCCGCAGAGAUGUGCAAGGAUUGGGUGGCCCAAGUCAGGGCCCAUCCAAGAGAGGAGGAUCUAGUUCCAGCUCUGCUAGUGGUGGAUGGUCGGGUGGACGAGGAUCCAGUUCUGGUAGUGGGAGAUCCGGUUCUCGUCCAGCAUGGACUCAGUUUUCAGAGCAGCAGCCUGCAUCUAGCACAGCUAGGACUCCCUCCAGGCAGACGGGGUUGACAUGCUACAGUUGCGGGCAGGUGGGGCAUUUUGCAAAGGAUUGCCUUAAUUCCAUUCAAGGGGGGGAUCGAAGCCCAACAGGGGCAAGGUAUUAUGGGUCAGCAUCAGAGUCAGGGUGGUGCUACUUCCUCUGCAGCGGGAUCUUCCAGUAG